UAAUAUGAACUAUCACAUGAGGAACAGUGAGACACGAUGUGGAUUACUCUUCUUCUCAUCACACUUGUGGGGCUCUCUACAACUCAAGCUGCUGACAUUUGUGAACAUGUCCUCAACGACUGUCAUCAAAACAAUCCCCAAUGGACCAGGUGUUUUGAGGACAGAGUUAGAGCCUGUACAGUAAGAAACCGUUUUACAUCAGGCUUCAUGCAUUUGAAGGUGCCCUCGUCUCAGGAGGCUGAAGCGAGUCCUACUUCGAAUCACAGGGUAAACAUCCCGUCCUCAGCUCUCAAGAAAAGCAGAGGAUAUGCAUCUGAGGAGGAGGUACUACUGGUGGUCACAGUCAUCAACAGCACUUACUUUAAGAGAAAAAGAGGGAGAACAGCACUCAUACCCAGCGAGCCUGAAUACAGCAAACACACUGUUUUGGGAGGGUUAGUCCUAGCAGUCAUGGCAGGGAACCAUCCUGUCAGCAACCUCACACAACACAUCAAACUAACCUUCAAACACACCAAACAGGUGGAUAACGGGAUUUGUGUGUUUUGGCAGGAGUUAGAUUACAGAACAGGUCAUUGGAGCAGAGAUGGCUGUGAUACCAGCCACAGUGGAUCUGAGUUUAUUUGCAGCUGUGACCACCUCAGUUUCUUUGCUGUGCUCGUGAACCCUGAAUUAUCAGUAGAUAAAACUAAUUCCGACAAUCUUAGCUAUAUCACCUACAUUGGAUCAGCACUCUCCGUCUUCUUCACAGUCAUCAGCUUGAUCAUCUAUAUAUGCCUACAACGGCGGCGUCCAGAGAAGGCCAUCGCUUUGCAUAUGCAACUAACAGGGGCGCUGUUCUGCCUCCACCUCAGCUUCCUGCUGUGCAGCUUCUGGGUGUCGCUGCUGAAGGAAAAUGAGGAGAGCUUGGUUUGUAAGUUACUGGGUUUCUUGUUGCACUGGUCUCUGCUGGCCACCCUCACCUGGACGGCAUUAGAGGGAUUCCACCUCUACCUUCUCCUUGUCCGAGUCUUCAACAUCUAUGUGAGGAGAUACCUGCUCAAACUCGGCUUGGUGGGAUGGGGUCUUCCUACACUGGUUGCAGUGGUUUGUGGGAUUUCGGGUGUUUAUGGUAAAUACACUCUACAACUGAAGGAUGACAAAAACAGAAGUUCAACAACGCAGAUAUGCUGGAUGAGCAGCCAGUUCCCACAUCGGCUUGUAGUCAGCUACAUCACUACUUUGGCCUUUCCAUGCCUGGUGAUACUGUAUAAUUCCUGCAUGCUGGGGGUGGUGGUGUUUAAGCUUUGGGGAGUAAGAAGAAGUAGUGGAGGUACUCAAAGCAGCAGUGACUGGAAGAAGAUGAACAAAGAGAACAGGAGCAGGUUAUGGAAGGACUGUGCCACAGUGCUGGGCCUCAGCUGUGUGUUGGGAUUACCUUGGGGGUUGGAGACCACCACCUUCACCUCUCUCCCUGCAAUCUAUGUAUUCACUAUACUAAACUCCCUGCAGGGUUUAUUUAUGUUCCUGUGGUCCGUGGCUUUGUCCUGCAAGUCUCGAUCUGAAAAUAACUCCUCAAUCAGAGACCUUUCCUCUCAGAAAAUGAUGACGACCAGUUUUAAUAAUUGAUAUUUACAGCUAAAACAAACAUAUUAUCCAUUGCCUAUAUUAGGUGUUUAUUGACCUUUGGACUCCAGUCAUAUUCAGUAUUCAGUUAACUAACAAUAACUUAAUUUGUUGAUAUCUAGCUGUUAAAUAGAAAAUAAUGAAGCAUGAGCAAUCUAGUUAUUUAUUGUUGCUACAAUUAUGAUCCUUAUGGUUACAAUUAUAUCAGAUAUGAAGAUGUAAAUGUUGUUAAUGAUUUCCUGGUGAAUCGAUUAAUAAAGAAUCUCUUAUUCUUUUCUGCAAAAGUGAUCAUUACAACACAUUUCAGGAUCAGAAAGACAUCUGUAUUUAAAGCAGUGACUAUAAAACAGCUUCUAUGUUUAAAACAUAUUUUCUUACACUUGAGAAUCACCCUCAAAAACCUUGCUGUGGCCCUAAAGUGCAAAACACAACCUUUCAUAAAACAAAUGGUCAAAAUGGAAACAGUGUGGAGGAAAACAAGUUAUAGUGCCAAAGGUCACCAAAGUUGAACAUGAAUGCUGACCACUGUGAAACCAUUUCAAUGAACUGAUUUUGCUGUUGAAAAUGCUGGUGUGACCAGGACUUUUAAUUUGGAAAGAGCUGUUAUCUGUUUCUUUUCAAUCUCCAACAAGAGGGGCCCCCCAUGACCCUUUGGCCAGUGGCCCUGUGUCUAGUAAUCCAUGUUUGUUUACAGGAGCAAACAUGGUGUUCGACUCAGCCUUGGUUAAUUUGUUUGAUAAAAAAUGACUGGUUCAUUUUGUUAAUUUUUUGUGUCUGGGCUUUUGCUUUUGUCACUUUGUUAAGUGAUAUGUGGAGUCUGUCGUUAGUGUUGUAAAUGCUGCUUUGCACUUUAGGGAGACCGUUUAACCUGUUCUGCCAGCAUGGUAGUUGAAACCAUCAGAUUCAAGACAUACCUCAGAAACAAACGUUUUUUGUUAGUUUUUUGUGGGUUUUGUUUGUUUGUAUCUGUGUUUGUUUUUUACA
Molecule: messenger RNA, 2586 nt
Organism: Seriola dumerili (greater amberjack)
Lineage: Eukaryota; Metazoa; Chordata; Actinopteri; Carangiformes; Carangidae
Product: adhesion G-protein coupled receptor G1-like
Exons: 12
Coding region: 37-1605 (522 amino acids)
Biological process (GO): cell surface receptor signaling pathway; adenylate cyclase-activating G protein-coupled receptor signaling pathway
Cellular component (GO): membrane
Molecular function (GO): G protein-coupled receptor activity
Source: RefSeq, a predicted model, not a curated record